AACCCAGGGCGGAAGCCCGCUCCUCCCCUAAUUUAGGGCUGCGAAAAUACAUCACUAACUUUCCCACCGCGCCACGCCCUCCUGUCGGAAGUCGGGUGGGCCUGGACGGAAGGGGAGGGCCUUGCGAGAGGCGGAGCCGGAAGUGUGUCGCGGUAUCCUUGCCACGUCUGCAACGCCCAUGGCGGCGUCAGUGAUUAGUGGCUGACGCUGAACGAUUAUAAUGGCGGACUGGGCUAGGGCUCAGAGCUCUGGUGCUGUGGAGGAGCUUCUAGACCGGGAGAACAAGAGGAUGGCUGAUAGCCUGGCUUCCAAGGUUACCAGGCUCAAAUCGCUGGCCCUGGACAUCGAUAGGGAUGUGGAAGACCAGAAUCAAUACCUGGACAGCGUGGACUCAGAUUUCACAAGUGUGACUGGCCUGCUCACGGGGAGUGUGAAGCGGUUUUCCACGAUGGCACGGUCUGGGCGAGACAACCGGAAACUUUUGUGUGGCAUGGCUGUGGGCCUGCUUGUGGCAUUCUUCAUCCUUUCCUACUUCUUGUCAAGGGCAAGGACGUGAACCAGUGGGAGCCAGAGGUACCAAGGUCCUCCCCACCUGGUAUUCUGACCUCCUGAGGACUUAUCUGCAAAAUACUACUUUGAAAUCACUACCGUGGUCGGGAAUCUUCUUCCUGUGUGGUGGGGCCUCUGACCUUCUGAGCUCAUUGUGCUGGCUGCUCCCAUGUGGAAGGACCUUUUCCCUUGGACAAAGCAAGGCCCAACCUCCACCUCCACUCCUGGUGCUAGAGACACUGGCUAGGCUGGGGCCACAGUGCACCAGAACCAGCCAGCUCUAAGCAGAGCAUUUCUGAGUCCUGAAUGUACCCACAUGGCCAGGUGCCCUUUCCCCAGCCCUCAAGAGCUCUGAGAUCUUAAGGCCUUUCUGUGCUAUCUGUUCCUGAGUGAGGACCUAUCUAUGAUCUGAGGAGCCUUGGGGAUGCCACAGGAAGGGACUAUGAUUGUGACCCCAAUAAGAGCUGGCUCCUUCACCUGCAGAUCCUCAACUUGAAUGUAUCAGUUACUCCUGGCGAAGAUUGCUGAGCAGGGAUGGUCUGAUAUGGGCCAAGUAUUCCUGGGGAAGGACUGUGCCCUCCAGUCCCCUGAUGAAGCCAAAUCUCUAAGAAGGGUAGGGACUGUUGAUGAAGGUAUGGACCACAGCCUUGGCUGGACAUUGGGCUGGGAUCCUUCUGGGUCACCGGGCCAUAUGUCUAGAGAUAGAAAUGGGUAUCCUCAGGAUUCAGAGCCUCUCCAGUGCUGUACUGGCAUUUCACAGUCAGGUAGAGUGUUGGGGAGGUUUUUUCCUGAAAGGCUGUCCUGGAGCUGAAGGCUGUCUGGAGAGGCUACUGUGCCAUUUAUAGUAUAACUUUUGCUUUUCUGCCACACCCUUGCCUGCCUCCCAUACCUAGUCUUCCCUUGCAAUGGGGAUACUCCAAGCCACCCUUCCAUCCCCUGCACACUUCCCUCCAGGAAGUGUGGCCAGUCCACCUUCAUACAAACUGAACUAUGAGACUGAGAGACUAUCACUUUUGUCUUCACAUAAAGAAUCUUUAAGGAAUGAGUUGGCCGGCUUUGUGUCCUUCUUUUCCUUAUUCCAAUCUGUCUUCCAGCCACUCCACCCUCCCUAGCACUAAUAACUCACUGUCUGCCUACCAAUAUAUCUGCACCAUGAAUCUUAUCCAGCUAGAACUGUUCUGAGUUCUGGGUUGAGCGGUCAGCCACAAACUGCCUUCUCAUCACCAUGGCCCCACCCUGCUCCCUCUGCAGGCUCGACUACCCACCCUCUUCGUUCUUUCCCCACACAAGCUCACACAGUCCCUCUUCUCAUCUCCUGUCUCCUCCACUGGGUGUGGCUAAGCCCCUACAUCUUCUGAGGGAAGAAGACCCUCCUUUUUCUUUUGACUUCUUUUCGUUCUAGUGCAUGAUAGCUUCUCACUGCCUCUCCUUUUCCAUGGCUUUGCUGUUUCCCUGACAAUCCUCCCUCCGGUGGCCAAGUCUUCCUUGUGUUCUCUCCUUGGUCUUUAUGUGCCCUGCCACUCUUACCUGGCACCAUGGCUUCUGCUUAGUCUUUUGCUGUCACCAAGUAUGUACGCUGCCAGUGUCGUGUCCCCAUCUGGUUCUGCAGACAUUGCAGAGAGCAGUCAUUCUCCAGCUCCACGUCCCCCAUCUUCCUGGGCCACACACUGCUGACUUCACUUCCUCUGAACAUAACAUGGCCAAGCUGUGGAACGAAAUCAGACCCCAGAACACAUCAUGGCUACUGCCUACUCAUCUUGGCUGGUAUAGACUAGAAACUUAGACUGGGAAUUUAGGGCAGUGUUCACGUGGAGAACUUUUUUUUUUUUUUUAAAUGGUACUGGGGAUUGAACUUGGGACCUUGCCCUUGUGAGGCAGGUGGCAGAACCACUGGGCUAAAUCCCUGGCCCCACAUGGAGAACUUUUGCCACGUCUCCAUAACCUUGGUUACUCUGUUCUCUCCUCAGGCCUCUUGUCUCCUUAGUUGUUUGCAACCCUGCUGGCUGUCUUUGGUCUGCGUGUUGUCACUUCUUUUCAGUUUACUCUUUUGUUCUCCCUUGUGUCUUUGAAACCUGUGAAGGGGUAUGACAGCUCUGUUACCCCUGAGUCAGGUCAGCUUCCCGAGAGCCCCUAACCCUAGUGCUGCAGCUUGCCCUUGUAUACCUGACACCUGUCCCACAGGGUAAGUAGGGUUUGCCAACUUGAUCUCAAACACUAAUAAACUAGAAAAAGACCCAAUGUGAGGACUGUGAGGAUGGGCUGCUAGGCUGUAGUUCACAGUCAGGGAUAUCUCAACAAUAAAAUGUGGAAUAAACAGCUUUGUGAAGAAGGAAUGAUGUAUAUUUUUGUCCUUUUUUUCUAGGGAUUUAAGAGAGGUAGUUUUUAUUUUUAUUUUUUUGCUUAGGUGAUAUACACCCUUUCCCUUCCCCAUCUUCUCCCUGGAUCCCUUGUUCCCCCUCAUCUCAGCCUCUGGCAGGACAGCCAUAGGUCCACACCAUCUGCUGUGUGACUCUUCUCUGCUGAGUCCCUACCAUGCAUGGCAUGACAGCAUCACCUCUUGGAGGUAAGGGAGUAUGACAGUCCUGGAGUGUCCUGCCCAACUGAUCGCCGCAGAGAAGUCAGCAUCUCUGCUGUCCUAGUGUGGGUUUUAGUCUGCCCAGCAUGAACCUCUUCUGGGCCAAAGGGAGACCAAAUUUUCAAGUCCUGGCUGUGGGUCUGAGGAACCUGUUGUAGAUUCCCCAGGCACAGCUGAGAUGCCAGUGUCCCUACCCACAUCCUGUGUUAGUUCUUGGUAGGUAACGGAUUUCCCUGAAACUUAGUCACUCAAUAUAGCAGCAACGGUUUUAUCAUGUCUCAUUGUUACUGCACCAGAAUUUGAAGCAGUGCGGUGGGCAUGGCUGGCUCUGCUUACCGUGGUGAGGCCUCAGCUGCAGAAGGGCUGGGGCUGUCACUGAAGGCCACUUGGAUGUACGAAGCCUCCUCACAACUUGGGCACAUAGAAAGUGUCAGGCAGUAACACUUCUCCAGUACCCCAUUAUCCGUAGUGUUCCAGGUUCUCCAAGGGACUGUAGGAAUGAUGCAAAGCUUCGAGUUCUCUCUGAAGACUGGGAAGCCAGGGAUGAGACCUUACAUGAGCCUGCACUGAAAGCUGUGGACAAACUUGUUUUUUUCCAAGACAAAACCUUAUAACUGAAAUUUGUUUUUUAUUAAGUAAUUUGGGCAACAUCACAGAGCAAGAUUAGCAAAUGGGAGGGUAGCAUAGAAAAAAAAAUGCAGAAUUUGUCACAAGUGUCC
Fukomys damarensis (Damara mole-rat) is the source of this 3843-nucleotide messenger RNA. It is a transcript of the gene Bet1l, whose product is annotated as Bet1 golgi vesicular membrane trafficking protein like. The record is from RefSeq and is a predicted model, not a curated record. Gene Ontology annotation, biological process: retrograde transport, endosome to Golgi; regulation of retrograde vesicle-mediated transport, Golgi to ER. The transcript is spliced from 4 exons. Gene Ontology annotation, cellular component: SNARE complex; Golgi trans cisterna. The coding region runs from base 221 to 556 and encodes 111 amino acids. Gene Ontology annotation, molecular function: SNAP receptor activity. NCBI's taxonomy places the organism in Eukaryota, Metazoa, Chordata, Mammalia, Rodentia, Bathyergidae.